CUUUCACCUUUCCAUUGGUAAUAUGUUGAUGACAUGAGCAAAUAGGGUGCAAAGUCAAACCGUGUGUUACAGCUGAGAAUCUAUAUGUGCAGUAUGAUCAAAAAGAUUAAUUGGGUAAAACCGAAGAGAGAUCAUUGAUAUCAUUUAGAAAUCUGAUUUUUUUGCUUCAAAAUCCGUUUGUGACAAAAGAUGCUAGGGCUGACAGAAGUCCAUGACCUUUAAUGCCCCUCGUAUUCAAAGAAAUUCAAUAACCUUCUGUCUUCACUGCAGUUUUUAUUGCCCCAGGAUUAUGGAUCUGAAACUGAAAUCCAGGCGCUUAUAGGAAGAGCACUGUGUCUAAUACUUUCCAACGCAAACAAUGAUUAACUGCAGCUGCUCAGAGUCAAACUUUGUCCUUAGUUUUCCCAUGAUUCCCUGUUUUGAGUUGUGGCUGGACAUUGCUCUUCAGAGGGAGACAUACAGUGAUCAGAUUAUGGACACUAAUUCUUCCGCUCUGAGAGUUGGAAUCGUUGGAUAUGGACACCUCGGGCAGUUCCUGGUGGACAAACUCCUUGAAGCUGGAGCUGGUCUUGGCUUGGUUCUGGGUUUUGUCUGGAACCGGAAUCCCAACAAGCUCGUGGGUUCAGUCCCUGCUGAACUGAUACUCGAUGACCUGCCGUCCUUCGCAAACAGGCGGUGUGAUGUGAUUGUAGAGGUGUGUCAUCCACAGAUCGUGAGAGAUUUUGGACUCAAAUUUCUCUCUGAGGCUCACUUCAUGGUGGGAUCUCCGUCUGCCCUUUCUGACCCUGAUCUGAACCAGAAACUGCGGAAGGCAUCUCUAGAACAUGGCAGGACACUUUAUAUACCCAGCGGUGCAUUAUGGGGAGGCCAGGACAUCCAAAGAAUGAACGAUAGUGGGACAUUAAAGGCUUUGUUCAUAAGAAUGUCCAAGCAUCCGUCAUGCUUUCGACUGACAGGAGACGUCCUCAGUGACUGGACAGAAGGAGAGGGCAGGCGGGUUUUGUUCAGAGGCUCAGUGGCAGACCUGUGUCCUCUGGCUCCUAACAACGUCAACACCAUGGCGGCAGCAGCCGUGGCGGCAGGAAAGCUCGGCUUUACAGGAGUUCAGGGAGAGAUCGUAUCAGACACAGCGCUGAAAGACUUUCAUGUGGUGGAGGUGGAGGUGACUGGGCCUGAUGGGUUCUCAGUGCACACAGUGAGGAGGAAUCCAGCCAAACUCGGCGCCGUGACUGGCAGCGCAACAUACAACUCUUUCUGGAACAGCUUACUCAUUUGCAGAGGUCACGGUGGCAGAGUUUACUUGUGCUGAACCCUGGAGGAUUACCUGCAAUGUAGGAGGAAGAUCUCCAACCAAAUUCCAGAUAAAUUAAAGAGCUCAGGAUGGAUACGCUGCACGUAUGGUGGAUCUCUACAUUAGCGCGUUACUUGGCUUUGUAAACUCGCCGACCUUUCGAUAUGUUUCAAUGAACUGAAAGCUUGGAAUAAAACAAAAGACAGAAAUCAUGGGUAAAAUACCAA
Messenger RNA from Poeciliopsis prolifica (blackstripe livebearer), 1518 nucleotides. It is a transcript of the gene aspdh, whose product is annotated as aspartate dehydrogenase domain containing. The transcript is spliced from 8 exons. The record is from RefSeq and is a predicted model, not a curated record. The coding region runs from base 359 to 1309 and encodes 316 amino acids. Gene Ontology annotation, molecular function: L-aspartate dehydrogenase [NAD(P)+] activity; NADP binding. Gene Ontology annotation, biological process: NAD+ biosynthetic process. Lineage: Eukaryota; Metazoa; Chordata; Actinopteri; Cyprinodontiformes; Poeciliidae.